GGACGACCUCGAUUGCUCAGCAGCCCGUUCGUUCAUCCGCCCCGCUGCCCCUGUCCCUGGCUCUCUGGCUCGUUUUCUUCCUCUUUCUUGCUCUGCGUCCACCUCUGGUUUCUCUCGUGCUGCCCGUACUCAUGUCUUCAGAAUCCUACCUCUCGCGUGCCCGCUACGGCAAGGAAAAGGUGCGCGUCUUCCGCAUCGUCCGCGAGGGCGCGUGCCAUCGCGUCGUCGAGUACAACGUUUCUGCGCUCGUAGAGGGAGACAUCGAAACCAGCUAUACACAGGCGGACAACUCCGUCGUCGUCGCUACCGACUCUAUCAAGAACAUCACGUACUACCUCGCCAAGGUCUCCCCGCACAUCCUCAGCCCCGAACGGUUCGCGGUGCACCUCGGCACGCACCUCGUCUCGAAGUAUCCGCACCUCCACAAGGCGUUCAUCACCAUCGAGAAGCUCCGCUGGGCGCGCAUCCCCAUCGUGAACGACCUCGAGCCCGUCCAGCUCCACCCGCACUCGUACUUCCGCGACGGCGAGGACAAGCGGUUCACGAGCGUCGAGAUCGACGCGACGCUGGGCAAGGACGCGAUCAUCGCGAAGGUGACAUCUGGGAUCAAGGAUCUUCUCGUGCUCAAGUCUACUGGCUCCGCGUUCGAGAACUUCGUGCGCGACGAGUACACGACGCUCGGCGAGGUGAACGACCGCAUCCUCAGCACGUCGAUCGACCUCGAGUAUGUCUACCGCCCGUUCGCGGUGCCCGCGUUGAAGGACGACCUGCUGCUCGCGCUGGAGGUCGCCGGCGAGGACGCGCAGGCGGGCACCGCGUGGGAGGCGGACACCGUCGCGGAUAGUGCGCGGAAGAUCACGCUCGAGACGUUUGCGAUCGACGAGAGCGCGAGCGUGCAGGCGACGCUGUACAAGAUGGCGCAGAAGAUCAUCUCGACAAACAAAUUCGUGGACCAGGUCUCGUACUCGCUGCCGAACAAGCAUUACGUGCCCGUGGACAUGAAGUACAUCGGGAUCGACAACCAGACACCAUCGGAGGCGGAGGUGUUUGUGCCGCUGACGGCGCCAAGCGGCCUGAUCUCGGCCACAAUCUCGCGGCACUGAUGGAAGAGUGACGUCAGGGUGGGUCAAGGGACGUAUCUGUGGCUCCCAAUCUGGCGUCGGGCAGCCCGACGGGCUGGCGACGAAUGCGCGCGGUGGGGCGGGUGUGACGGGGUACCUACGGACGUGUACGUAGAGCAUGACGGGCGUGACGGCGCAAUUGAACUUGUAACGACA
Messenger RNA from Fomitopsis serialis, 1277 nucleotides. Its product is annotated as uricase. Gene Ontology annotation, cellular component: peroxisome. The transcript is spliced from 9 exons. NCBI's taxonomy places the organism in Eukaryota, Fungi, Basidiomycota, Agaricomycetes, Polyporales, Fomitopsidaceae. Gene Ontology annotation, molecular function: urate oxidase activity. The coding region runs from base 132 to 1103 and encodes 323 amino acids. The record is from RefSeq and is a predicted model, not a curated record. Gene Ontology annotation, biological process: purine nucleobase catabolic process; urate catabolic process.